Messenger RNA from Olea europaea var. sylvestris, 1035 nucleotides. Its product is annotated as cysteine-rich repeat secretory protein 60-like. The coding region runs from base 86 to 943 and encodes 285 amino acids. Gene Ontology annotation, cellular component: plasmodesma. The record is from RefSeq and is a predicted model, not a curated record. The transcript has a single exon. NCBI's taxonomy places the organism in Eukaryota, Viridiplantae, Streptophyta, Magnoliopsida, Lamiales, Oleaceae.
AACCCCAAAGUCACAUUUGGAACAGUGUAGCACCACCAAACUCCAGCCUUUUUCCUUUUAUAUCAUCCCUACAUAUGAAUACUAAAUGUUACGAUUAACUUACAUAGUCUCUGUCUCUCACACACUGAAGAAAAUGAAGUUUCAUGCUCUAGCUCUUUCUUUCUCUUCUGUAUUGUGUUAUCUCCUUGCAUUCUCGUUCUUCCCUCACUCUUCCUAUUCUGCUUUAGAAUCCUUCGUAUACGCUGGCUGUACUCAGUUUCAAUACAACGAUGGCUCAACCUACGAGUCAAAUCUCAACUCGGUCUUGACCUCCAUAGCUAACUCAGCCUCCCUCUGCAACUUCAACAACUUCAAAAUUUCCCUCCCGGGCUCCACAGAAAGCGAUAUCGUCUAUGGCCUGUACCAGUGCCGAGGCGACCUGGCCAGCUCCGACUGCCACAACUGUGUAACCUAUGCAGUCAGUCGGCUCGGGAAAAUCUGCUAUGACACAUCCGGCGGGACCUUGCAGUUGGAAGGGUGUUUCGUGAAGUAUGAUAAUAUAUCUUUUCUGGGUGCAGUAGACAAGACCGUGGUGUUGAAGAAAUGUGGGCAGUCAUCUGGCUAUGACUCGGACUUCUUGACUCGGAGAGAUGCUGUUCAGGCGUAUCUUACCGGAGCCGGGCAGUAUUUUCGGGUCGGCGGGUCAGGGAAAGUCCAGGGUAUGGCACAGUGCGUACAGGAUUUGAGUAUGGGCCAGUGCCAGGAUUGUUUGUCAGAGGCAAUCCAACAGUUGAAAAACGAGUGUGGAUCUUCAUCUUGGGGUGAUAUGUUCUUGGCCAAGUGCUACGCAAGGUACUCGGUGCGUGGGUUCUCUUCUGACGGUGGUAGGCAGUUCCGCCGCCUUGGGUGGUGGUUCAUGAUUUGUGGUUUCAUAGUUUCUUUAAUUUUUGGCAUGUUAGAUUAAUUGAUGAAGUUGCUUUUAACUGUUUUGUUGUAAAUAAAGGUAUUCUCAUAUUAUAUUUUAUGCAUGGAAAAUUUGGUGCAAAUUUUCAAAAA